Molecule: messenger RNA, 1687 nt
Organism: Aspergillus campestris IBT 28561
Lineage: Eukaryota; Fungi; Ascomycota; Eurotiomycetes; Eurotiales; Aspergillaceae
Product: sorting nexin-4
Exons: 2
Coding region: 188-1648 (486 amino acids)
Biological process (GO): cytoplasm to vacuole targeting by the Cvt pathway; autophagy
Cellular component (GO): phagophore assembly site
Molecular function (GO): phosphatidylinositol binding
Source: RefSeq, a predicted model, not a curated record
CUUCAGCCUCCGCAUUGUCUGCCUUGCACUCACCAAUCCUCUACCAUCGUUAAUCCCUUUUUAGUCUCUAUUUAAGUCCCACUCUUGAUUCGCUUCGAUUAUUUCUCACAACCCGACCUUUCCCUCCCACGUUCCCUACAUUGACAUCGUGGUUCCUGGCAACACAGCCCCGCCCCCCCUCGAAUUGAUGGAUCAGCACGACGACUUCGACAGCGUCUCCUGGAGACACGAUCCCGACAGCGAUCUCUCCCGCCCAACCACCUCCGGAACCGAUGCCGAAGAGGCCCCAGAGUAUCAUCAUGAUGCCAAUGGCAAGCGGAGGAUGAGCUCCGCCGAGGAAAGCCCUCAGGCUGGUCCGCUGGCCGACGCUGUGGAUCUGGCGGGAAUAGGGGACGGGUCGCUUGAGUGCCUGGUGGAUUCGCCGCUGAAGGAGAAUGAUGGGACUAAAGAUGCUUAUAUCUCUUAUUUGGUUACGACACAUACCGACUUCAAGUCGUUUCAAAAAUCCGAUUUUGCCGUGCGACGUCGAUUUACGGACUUUUAUUUCCUCUACAAGACCCUGUACCGCGAAUAUCCCGCCUGUGCGGUCCCGCCGCUGCCGGAGAAGCACAAGAUGGAAUAUGUGCGGGGGGACCGGUUCGGGACCGAAUUUACCACCCGCCGCGCGUGGUCGCUGUCUCGUUUUCUCAAGCGGCUGACGCUGCAUCCUGUGCUUCGGCGGGCUCCGCUGCUGGCGGUGUUCCUCGAGUCGCCCGACUGGAAUGCGCACAUGCGGCUGCGGUCGUCCCGCACCUCGUCGACCGCGGCGGACGGUACCGGCGGCGUGCCCGGCAUCUUCGACAACUUCACCGACACCUUUGUCAAUGCGUUCACCAAGGUGCACAAGCCCGACCAGCGGUUCAUCGAGGUGCGGGAGAAGGCGGAUAAACUCGACGAGGAUCUCAACCACGUGGAGAAGAUCGUGGCGCGGCUGGCGCGGCGCGAGGCGGAUCUGGAGACGGACUACAACGAGCUGGCGACGCAGUUCCGCAGUCUGGUGAAGCUGGAGCCGGACGUCGAGGUGCCACUGCAGGUGUUCGCGGCGUCGGUGGAGGAGACAGCGCGGGGGCUGAAGAAUCUCAAGGAGCACACAGACCAGAACUACCUGGGGUCGCUGCGUGACAUGGCGGCUUACAUCCUGUCGGUCAAAUCACUCCUCAAGACGCGCGAGCAGAAGCAGCUCGACUUCGAAGCGCUAGUCGACUACCGCAACAAAGCGGUCGCAGAGCGCGACUCGCUCGCCACAAACCCCUCGUCGUACUACGCCUCCAACCCACUGACGUCCUCCCCAGCGUCGUUCAUCCGGUCCAAAAUGGAAGACAUGCGCGGGGUAGACCACGAGCAGUCGCGGCGCGAGCGGGUGCGUAAGCUUGAGCUCCGCAUCGACGAGCUAACGCGCGAGGUGGAGUCAGCGCGCACGACGUCGGAGAUGUUCGACGAGGAGGUGGUCCGCGAGGUGGCGGACUUUGAGCGCAUCAAGGCGGUGGAGUUCCGCGACACGCUGGGACAGCUGGCGGAGAAGCAGAUUGAGUUUUACCAGGGGGUGCUGAACACGUGGGAGAGAUUUGUGGCGGAGAUGGAUGUGGAUGAUGUAGAGCAUGGGAUAUGAGUAUUCUCCAGAAUGGUAUGCAUUAUACGACUUAUUAUG